Messenger RNA from Etheostoma spectabile (orangethroat darter), 765 nucleotides. RefSeq names its product G2/M phase-specific E3 ubiquitin-protein ligase-like. Gene Ontology annotation, molecular function: ubiquitin-protein transferase activity. The transcript has 4 exons. The coding region runs from base 220 to 765 and encodes 181 amino acids. NCBI's taxonomy places the organism in Eukaryota, Metazoa, Chordata, Actinopteri, Perciformes, Percidae. The record is from RefSeq and is a predicted model, not a curated record.
UUCAGCCUAGUGAUGCACAAGUUGCAGAAUGGAUUCUUGAUGGAUUUUGGCAAGUUUUUGGACACUUAAAUAAUUUAAUUAUGUAGUCCCUUAUCACAAGCAUGUUUCAAAUGACUUUACAGAUAAUGAACUUUACUAAAGUCUACAUUUCUAUGUAAUAACCUGUAUAAUUAAGGGAGAUGCGCCAUUGCUCUCCAUGUAGGAAAUGGAACAAGCACUAUGCUUUUUGAGGGCCAAGCUGAUCACCUCAUCCCUUCCACCUCCCAAGUGCUUGUGCAGAGUGACUUGUUCAAGAUGGCAGGGAGGAUGAUAGGUCACUCCUUUCUUCAUGGUGGGCCUCCACUGACGGGUGUCAGCCCAGCAAUUCUGCAUGUUUUGUUAGGUGGCUCCCGGGAGACAGCAACCAUCGUGCUGGAAGAUGUGGCAGACAUCGAUAUCCGCGAGACAAUACAGCUGCUUGAGAUGAAAACAAGCAGUGAGCUGACAGAGGACCAGAGGGCUGUCGUUAACCAGUUGGCGUUAUCUUGGCACCUUCCUGUGUUAACAAAAGCCAACCACGUAUGGCUUUUACAGAGUCUUCUACAGCAUGCGGUGUUGGGGCAAACUUCCAAACAAAUGAAACAGCUGAGGCAGGGACUGCAGGACACUAUGUUAUGGCCACUGUUGGAGGCCAGGCCAGAUGUGGUUUCAGUGGUUUUCCCACAUCAGUCCAUGGCUAAAUGCAGUGCUCAGGGCAUGGAGCUGCCCACGCAGCAGAGCAUCUGA